AUGAGUGUUUCAAGCGUCGCUAGCAGUGUGAGGUCGGGAUCACCUACAGAGCUGGAUACUGACCAAGAUUCCUUUCAUGGCCCCUCGGGCUAUCAACAUGGCCCAUUGAGCUCGCCCGGGGGCCAAAUAUUGGUAAACGGCGUUUUAGAAGGCCCACAGCCAUGGAUUGACUUCGACAAUCACCCAGUGGUGGAGGAGGACGAGGUAGAUGUCUAUGAGGACGAAUAUGAUAACUAUGAAGAGCCCGGGGACGAGAAUACCCCACCCAUGAUGCCCUUAUCUGAACGAAGGGUGUCUCCACCACCUCCGCCAACACGAGCACGGCCAACACAGGCAUCACCAGUACCCAGUCAGGGAAUUCGUGCUGGCAAGAGGCCAAGGGAGGCUCCUGUAGCCUCCGUCAGGGCUGUUGCAGCCUCUAGGAGAAGAAUUAGUGGCACAGCAGCGGAAGCAAUUGCUUCAUCUUCCAUGGGGGUUAAUACAGUACAGUAUGGAAUCCGUACAACGAGUGAGGUUCAAAUCGCAAGUUCACGGGUGAGAUCGCACCUUGUGUUUGCAAUCAAAGACUUUGUCGCAAAAAGCCUCUUAUACGGCUUGAAGGACCUAACCACCCCAGAGACGAGGGCUGACAAAGUUAACUAUCUACUCGAGAAAGAUCGUUUCAUUAGUGACCCCAACAACUAUGCCACAGGUCGUCGACACUUUUGGGCCCCAGAGAUCGUGGAAAAUACCCAUAUCCUGUCAAUGUACGCCAGAAUGUUCAACACAUGGGGAAGAAGAACGAAGGAGAACCAGCUGGGGACUCUGGAGGUAAUAAGAGAGUCUAUUCAAGAUAAGUUGCGAGGCCCUCGAGAGGUGAUAUCCAAGGUUGGAAGGGAAGAGGACGAUGUGCAGUUGGCAGCAGAUAUCGCGGCGUGGAGGGCCGCGAAAGCGCGCCGGAAGGCUCAGCAGCACCGGGCUAUAUUAUUGGGGACUGAUGGUGGUACCUCAGAAAACCCGGUAGCGACGGGUAGGGAUUUGGGCACGGCCAAGGCUCAAGAAGCCUCAACAAAUGCCUCUGGCGAUACUUCGCCAGGGGAUAAAUGA
This is a messenger RNA of Morchella sextelata, 1086 nucleotides long. RefSeq lists its product as uncharacterized. Bases 1 to 1086 code for a protein of 361 amino acids. The record is from RefSeq and is a predicted model, not a curated record. Lineage: Eukaryota; Fungi; Ascomycota; Pezizomycetes; Pezizales; Morchellaceae. The transcript is spliced from 8 exons.